Telopea speciosissima is the source of this 612-nucleotide messenger RNA. RefSeq lists its product as uncharacterized. The coding region runs from base 39 to 605 and encodes 188 amino acids. NCBI's taxonomy places the organism in Eukaryota, Viridiplantae, Streptophyta, Magnoliopsida, Proteales, Proteaceae. The record is from RefSeq and is a predicted model, not a curated record. The transcript has a single exon.
ACGUGAACGUAUUCGAGAUCAAAUCAAGAAAAUCUGAGAUGGAAGAAGUGAAGAAGACAAAGACGAAGAGAGCAGCCGCAGCAACAGCAGCGUCGUUUGAAGGGAAAAUUGAAGAGUUAGAGAAAGCUUUGGUGGCAAUAGGUACAAUUCUUCUGGUUGCGGGUCUGAAGCUCGUCUUCGCUUCUCUGCUUGAGAAAUGGCGCGCUUUGGCUUUCUUUCUGCUAAACCUCCUUCUCCUUUCCAUCUUCUUCAUGUCCUUACGCUCUGAUGAUUCCAGUGACCUCCGCAAGGACAACUAUAAGAUCCAGACAUCCAGUAAGAAGAAGAAACAGAGGAGGAAGGAACUCCACCACUGCUCGUCCAGUACUCGCUCUAGUAAUACUAGUGUUAGAGACUCCACCAUCGACUACGAAGAUGACGGAGGUGAUGAUGAUGGUGGUGAUGCUGGUCCCUGCCUGUCGAAGGAGGAGCUGAACGCCAAGGUGGAAGCUUUCAUUACAACCUUCAAGCAACAAUUAGCCUUGGAUGCAAAGGAGAUGAUGAGCAGACGCUACUAUGCAUCAUCGCAAGUAGCGAAUUCUUAUUCGUAUUCAAUUUCAAACUAACGGUUAC